AUGCCACCCGCCGUCGCUCCCCGCAUCGAUCCGCAUUUAACAGAGUCUGUCCCAAUCGAGGCCGCUAAGUGUCGCUGGAGUGACUUUCCCUGCGGCAUGAUCGUAUGGGAUCUAUCGCCUACUGGAAUUACGCGACAUCUCAAGGAGCAGCAUUUCGACGACAUAGUCAACAUCUGGCAAGAUAGGAAGCGUGGAGACUGCCGGUGGUCGACUAGUGGUCAGCCCUGCCGUAGCGAGCUGUACUACGGUGGCUUCGGCAAGCAUGUCGCCUCAGUUCAUCUGAAGAGCGUUUCCUGCAAAUGCCCAGCAUGCGGACGGGAGUGUUGCAGGCUAGAUGCGCUCAAGAGGCAUCAACGGGAGACAUGCGUGGGGCAGGCGCCCACGGACAAUUGA
Postia placenta MAD-698-R-SB12 is the source of this 393-nucleotide messenger RNA. RefSeq lists its product as hypothetical. Lineage: Eukaryota; Fungi; Basidiomycota; Agaricomycetes; Polyporales; Adustoporiaceae. The record is from RefSeq and is a predicted model, not a curated record. The transcript has a single exon. The coding region runs from base 1 to 393 and encodes 130 amino acids.